This is a messenger RNA of Diuraphis noxia (Russian wheat aphid), 584 nucleotides long. Its product is annotated as synaptobrevin-like. Gene Ontology annotation, biological process: vesicle-mediated transport. The record is from RefSeq and is a predicted model, not a curated record. NCBI's taxonomy places the organism in Eukaryota, Metazoa, Arthropoda, Insecta, Hemiptera, Aphididae. Gene Ontology annotation, cellular component: membrane.
UCUCCUUCAAUAGUCUAAUAAUUACGAUACGCGAGUCAGAGAAUCGGCCAGAGCUGCAGACAUUUGUACGGUAGUCACCUAAUUGUUGUCGAUAUUACCGAAGACCGUCAGUGUGUCUCGUCAAGCAGUCAUUGAAUUUCGACCGUCGUAGUUCCGCCCUUGACCAGUUGUCAAGUCGUCGUCCAUUUUACCGCAUCAACGAACAGGCCUAAUAGAUCCAAAAACUCCGGCACAAUGGCUGACAACAAAGCACAAAGCACAAAAAAGCCAACUGACUCCCAAAAGAAACUCCAAGAGUCUCAAGCUCAGGUUGAUGAGGUCGUUGGAAUUAUGAGAGUCAAUGUAGAAAAAGUAUUAGAACGAGAUCAAAAAUUAUCAGAGUUAGACAAUCGUGCAGAUGUUUUGCAACAAGGUGCAUCUCAAUUUGAACAACAUGCUACAAAACUUAAAAGAAAGAUGUGGUGGAAAAAUUUAAAGAUGAUGAUUCUUUUGGGAGUUAUCGUAGCAAUACUUUUGAUUCUUAUUGUCGGUAAGUUGUUUAGAAAAUUUAAUUUAAAUAUAAUAUAGAUGAUAUUAAUAGAAUU